Messenger RNA from Symbiodinium necroappetens, 1283 nucleotides. Lineage: Eukaryota; Dinophyceae; Suessiales; Symbiodiniaceae. The record is from the annotation of a GenBank genome assembly.
GCACAGGCAGUUUCAAUUUUCGAUUCCAGCUGGCUGCGCCGAAAAGUAUACCGGAAGCUGCGGUUCUGCAGCUGGAGGUAUAUCUGGACGAGCAUUGGCCCGAAGUUGAGGCGGAGCCCAACUUUUGCGAACGGCAGAAGCGGGCGAAACAGGUGCGCAAUAUCUCCAUAGGGCCUGGUGCCAAUUGGACGGAAUGGUCACAAGGCACGUUAAGCCAGAAUAUCCGUCCUCACAUCUGGUAUUUUGUGAUAUCGGAUUGUCAGCAAGCGCUUGCAAACUUCACGCACAGGUUGAAGUUCGAAUUUCAUGCGCAGCAGCCAAACGGAUCAGAAUUUAGCGUCGAGAUGCGAGGCAUGCUUCUAGCAAAUGUAUUAUUUCUAGCUUCCUUCGUUGUUUUCCUGCAUUGGUUUACCAAGAGGACCCUGGCUUUUGGAAAAAGCGCUGGGUAUGUGCAUCCGGUCAUCUGGACACUAGCGGCGGGAAUGAUUACGCAGUUUGUCGCUCAGACGAUGCACACCAUCCAUCUGCUCGCAUACAAAUAUGAUGGUGAUGGCCUCAAAGCUUGUGAAGUUCUUUCGGAGAUCCUUUUCAUGUUGGCGCAGGUGAUUCAGACGUCAUUGUUGAUUUUGAUAGCACUUGGCUACACACUCCUCCAGUCCAAGAUUGGGGAGCUAGACUUGAUGAUUCCGAUGUGCUUCAUGAUUGGAGUGAUCCACAUCAUGCUGGUAGGGUUUGGCAAGAUCAAGGAUGAUGCAUCCUACAAGUACCACGAGAAUGAGGGAGUGAUCGGCUGGAUACUUCUUUCUCUCAGGUUAGGCCUGUACGGCUGGUUCCUCUGGGCAGUGCAGUCUUCUGCUCGCGAGGGUGGCUUCAAAAUCGCCAACUUCCUGCGGCAGUUCCGAAUCGCUGGCUCGUUAUACUUCCUUGCAUUUCCUGCCAUAUUUUUGGUCACACAACUUUUUGCUCAGUACCUGCAGCACAGCGUCAUGACAAUAGGUCAGAUGGUCAUGCAGACAGGCUUCAACCUUUGGUUGUCCUCUCUCUUCCUGACCCGAGGGGAGUACUUCAAGGCACAAAUCCUCCGGAUAUUCAUAGGAUCAGUUUCGAAGCUAUCGGAAACGCGAAACGCAGAAUUGGCCGUGCUUUGUUCUGGCUCAAUAACGUGGUGCCGGGGUGCCGUGCUGGAGCCUGCCCUGGUAGGAGUCAACAUGUUUGCCGCCAUGCUGCUUGAUGCAGAGCUCAAGUUUUGUGAAUGUGCUUUGCGCAGCCGCAAGCUUGUUUAA